GCCGCGCUCCGGGCUCGGAGCUCCGCACCCUGGGCUCGCCGCCUCCCGGGCCGGCUCCGCGCCCCGCACCCGGCGCCCCGGCGGGCGCAGCGCACCAUGCCGCAACUGGACUCGGGCGGGGGCGGCGCGGGCGCAGGAGACGACCUCGGCGCGCCUGACGAGCUGCUGGCCUUUCAAGACGAAGGCGAGGAACAGGACGAUAAGAAUCGCGACAGCGCCGCGGGCCCCGAGCGGGACCUGGCAGAGCUCAAGUCCUCACUGGUGAAUGAGUCCGAAGGCGCGGCCGCAGGCGCCGGGGUCCCGGGUCCCGGCGUCCGAGUACAUGGAGAAGCCGAUGGAGCGCCCGAGGCCCUGGGACGAGAGCACACUUCGCAGAGACUUUUCUCGGACAAACUUCCAGAGUCCCUAGAGGACGGCCUGAAGGCCCCAGAGUGUGCCAGUGGCAUGUACAAAGAGACUGUCUACUCUGCCUUCAAUCUGCUCAUGCACUACCCACCGGCCUCGGCCUCGGGAGCAGGGCAGCAUCCCCAGCCUCAACCCCCGCUGCAUAACAAGCCUGGCCAGCCCCCACAUGGCGUCCCCCAACUUUCUCCACUCUAUGAACAUUUCAGCAGUCCACACCCCAACCCUGCACCAGCGGACAUCAGCCAGAAGCAAGGAGUUCACAGGCCGCUGCAGACCCCCGAUCUCUCUGGAUUUUAUUCUCUGACCUCAGGCAGCGUGGGACAGCUCCCCCAUACUGUGAGCUGGCCCAGCCCUCCUCUCUACCCCCUGUCCCCUUCCUGCGGAUAUAGACAGCACUUCCCUGCCCCCACUGCAGCCCCUGGCGCCCCCUACCCCAGGUUCACGCACCCAUCCUUGAUGCUGGGAUCUGGUGUACCUGGACACCCAGCAGCCAUCCCUCACCCAGCCAUUGUGCCCUCCUCAGGGAAGCAAGAGCUGCAGCCCUAUGACAGAAGCCUGAAAACACAGGCAGAACCCAAGGCAGAGAAGGAGGCUAAGAAGCCAAUCAUCAAAAAACCCCUCAAUGCUUUCAUGCUUUACAUGAAGGAGAUGAGAGCCAAGGUCAUUGCGGAGUGCACACUCAAGGAAAGUGCUGCCAUCAACCAGAUCCUGGGUCGCAGGUGGCAUGCACUAUCUCGAGAAGAGCAGGCCAAGUACUAUGAACUGGCCCGAAAGGAAAGGCAGCUGCACAUGCAGUUAUACCCAGGCUGGUCAGCACGGGAUAACUACGGAAAGAAGAAGAGGCGGUCAAGGGAGAAGCAUCAGGAAUCCACCACAGGAGGAAAAAGAAAUGCAUUCGGUACUUACCCGGAGAAGGCCGCUGCCCCAGCCCCGUUCCUUCCGAUGACAGUGCUCUAGGCUGUCCCCGGUCCCCAGCUCCCCAGGACUCACCCUAUCUUCUGCUGCCCUCCUUCCCCACAGAACUGCUUGCUAGCCCAGUGGAGCCAGCGUCAACAUUCUCAGGUCGCUCUGCAGCUCUUACUCUUCCAGCCCCUCAGUCUCCAAAGACCCCCCACAGCACCCUCCAGAACACACAAAUACAGCAACAAGAACCUCAGAGACAGGCAGCCUAACAGCCUUAGUUGCUAGGCACAGAACACCUGGCUUGCUCCAGGGGCCCACCCCUAACUGAGGAGGAAGCAACAAGACCAGCUCCCAUGGAACCAGCUAGGGGUCCUCUUAAGGUGGUCAAGAUUUCAAAGGCUGCACAACUCCCUGAACCAGGGGCCAUCCAUUCAAGAGGUGAGGGAUCAGAUCUAUGUAGCUGUAACAUCUUAAGGGGAAUCCUGCUGCCUGUGUCAGCCAUAUCUCUUAUUACUGGCUGGACAUCCCCAUUGUCCUAGUAGGUUUUGUUUUUGCUGUAGGUCAGAUGGGCUGGACUGACCUCUUCAGCUGCCUACUCUACAAAUGCUUCUCUUGCCCUCUGCCACACCUUCCCCAUGCCAAUACUUCCUGGACCAAGAAUACCUGGUUUGCCACACAAAAUAACUGUGGUUGACCAGCCACAAGUCUAAACAAUAAUGCUUCUCUCUUAAGGAAACUGAGAAGCUCUGUUUACAAAAAACAGCUGCUGUUUAUAAGCUGGGCCAGAGGAAGCGUCUUAACUGUGUUCUCAGGAGCUUGCAAGAAGAGGGAAUAGAAUACGUUUAGGCCUUUCAAUCUUGGCAACAUAACACAGACCUACCUACUGGGGCAGUCUAGCUUUCAUUUCAAUCUUUCCUGAGAAGCUUACCAGCAUUAAAAACUACAGUCAAUAAAUUAAAGUUGGCUUAAAUCCAGUGUGCACCCUUCCCUAUCAGGUUCUUCCCAGUUCCAUCCCAGCCCUUCUGUCAGCUGAGUCAGCUCCUAGGCAGCUGUGAGGGCAAAUCCCAAUCCACCAACAGCCGGAGCCCCUCCCAGCACUGAGAGCCAGGCAGCUUCAAUUUCUCUGUGGGGCUGCAGGAAGAGAUGUUACUACUAAAGCAAGGAGCCCAUAAAACCUCUCUGGUGGACAUGGUUCCUUGCCACAUUCUAAAAACUCUUUUUGAGCCAAACUUAACCCUGAGCCUUGAAAAACAAGUUUUUUGUUUGUUUGUUUUAACCUUUUUGUUGUUUUGCAUUCUCACUGUGUAUAGCGUGAAUCCAAAGAAAAUGAAAAGGGGUUAUCCAAUUAUUCCACAAACAAAACAAAACAAAACAACAAAAAAAAAAACCCUUUAGUUCCGACUUUAGUCCUCAUUUCUCAAUCCAAAGAUCAUGUUUCUAGUGUAGUGUUAAAAGUCUGGCCAAGUGUGGUAGUGUGCACCUGUAAUCCCAGCACUGGGAGACAGAGGCAGGGGGACCUCUGUGAAUUCC
Molecule: messenger RNA, 2838 nt
Organism: Arvicanthis niloticus (Nile rat)
Lineage: Eukaryota; Metazoa; Chordata; Mammalia; Rodentia; Muridae
Gene: Tcf7
Product: transcription factor 7
Biological process (GO): canonical Wnt signaling pathway; regulation of transcription by RNA polymerase II
Cellular component (GO): chromatin; beta-catenin-TCF complex
Molecular function (GO): RNA polymerase II cis-regulatory region sequence-specific DNA binding; DNA-binding transcription factor activity, RNA polymerase II-specific
Source: RefSeq, a predicted model, not a curated record